Podarcis lilfordi (Lilford's wall lizard) is the source of this 438-nucleotide messenger RNA. Lineage: Eukaryota; Metazoa; Chordata; Lepidosauria; Squamata; Lacertidae. The record is from the annotation of a GenBank genome assembly.
AUGGCGGAAGUGGAGCAGAAGAAGAAGCAUACUUUCCGGAAGUUCACCUAUCGGGGUGUUGACCUGGACCAGCUCCUCGACAUGUCCUACGAGAAGCUGAUGCAGCUGUACAGCGCCUGCCAGCGCCGGCGGCUCAACCACGGCCUGCGCCUCAAGCAGCACUCCCUCCUCAAGCGGCUGCGCAAGGCCAAGAAAGAGGCCCUGCCCAUGGAGAAGCCUGAGGUGGUCAAGACCCACCUGCGAGACAUGAUUAUCCUUCCGGAAAUGGUGGGCAGCAUGGUUGGCGUGUACAAUGGGAAGACCUUCAACCAGGUGGAAAUCAAGCCUGAAAUGAUUGGCCACUCUUUGGGAGAGUUCUCCAUCACUUACAAGCCCGUUAAGCACGGCCGACCUGGAAUUGGGGCCACCCACUCCUCUCGGUUCAUUCCUCUGAAGUAA